AUGGCAGUUCACAGACGCGGCAGCUCCAGUGUUGGAAUGCUUGUCUCUGCCUUGGCUGCAGCAACCUUGCUGCAAGAGGCCUUCAUCUUUUGGAGGAGGCCCAAGCACGAACUGCUCCUUCAACAAGUCGCGCCACCGCCCAUCAAUCCGAGCCAUAGCCGCCGAUUCAUCAUUGAUGCGCUGGCUUUGCUUGCGAGCACACAAGACAAUGCUGCGGAGGCAGCUCCAAUCCAGUACAAUGCCCAAUUGGCUGGGGACUUGAGCGAGGCUCAGAAAAGAAGCAUCAAGGCGUACCUGGAACGCCACAAAGAUACUCCCGAUGCUGAUGUGGUUGUGGGUGAGCGUCCACUGAAGGUCUACGUGAAGCCAACUGUCGAAGAGUUGACACCCGACAGCCCUGCGUUCAAGGCUCGCGUAGCGAGGGUGCUCCCACGGCUGGGCGAACGACUUGUUGAUGCGAAGACCGCUCAGAAGAUGCUAGAGGAUGGAGCAGUCCUGAUUGACGUUCGCACCCGCGAGCAGGUCCUGGAGCAGACUGGGGGCGAGUUGCCCAAGGCUGCUACAUUGGUGCCUCUGGAUGACUGGGCAGGAGGCGCACCCCCACCACUGAUGAAAGGCAAGAAGGUUAUCCUCACCUGUUUCCGCGGGAACAAGAGUGUGCUGGCAUGGGAAUCACUGCGCGCCCAGUUUGCAGAUGCCUACGUUCUGAUUGAUGGUGUUAUGGGAUGGAAAGCUGCUGGCAUGUCCACUCGCAACGUGUGA
Molecule: messenger RNA, 762 nt
Organism: Symbiodinium pilosum
Lineage: Eukaryota; Dinophyceae; Suessiales; Symbiodiniaceae
Source: the annotation of a GenBank genome assembly